AUGGUUUUUACAAUUCAGGAGAUCCAGAAAGACCCCAAAAUACUGCCAAAUGUUACACUUGGCUUUCACAUUUUUGACACCUGUACAAUUAUUGCUGGAGCUCUCGAGGGCACAAUGAGGUUGCUCACAGGACAGAAGACUACAGUUCCAAAUUACUGUUGUGACUCAGUUUCUUCAGCUGUUGCUGUGAUUGGAGAUGCAUACUCCCUGAUGUCAAUUCCUAUGGCAAAACUUUUAGGCCUCUAUAGACAUCCACAGAUUAGUUACUCUGCAUCCGUAGUGGCACUUAGUGACAAAAGUCAGUUCCCGUCUUUUCUCCGAACAGUCCCAAGUGACCUAUUUCAGUCAGUUGGAUUAGCCCACCUGGUGAUAUACUUUGGCUGGACAUGGGUUGGGAUACUGGCAGAGGACAGUGACUAUGGGUUGCAUGGCAGUCAGUUAGUAAAGGAUGAACUUACCAAAGCAGGCACCUGCAUUGCAUUCUUUGAAACUAUACCCACAGUGUACUCUGAAAAGAAAACUAUAUAUGUAAGCGAAAUAAUUAGGAAGUCUUCUGCAAAUGUGAUAGUGAUCUAUGCUGCAGACUUCAGUGUAUAUCCCAUUAUGGAAGUGAAUGUAAGAAAUAACAUGACCGGAAAGGUUUGGAUUGCCAGUGAUUCCUGGGCAAACUCUCCAAUAUUUUCCAACAAAGAAUUUUUGGUAACUCUUCAAGGGACUCUUGGUUUUAUGAUCCGAAGAGGAAACAUGUUAGGAUUUAAAGACUUUAUUUAUGGUCUUACUCCUCGUAGAAAUCCAGAAGACAUAUUUCUGAACAUUUUCUGGGAAUUGGCAUUUGACUGCAGCUUACAUUUUCUUCUAGUGAAUAAAAAUAGCAGCUAUAAAGCGCAAACAACAAACGCCUGCUCAGGAAAUGAGACGUUGCAAGAGAUUAAAAGAAACUUUUUUGACCUUGAUGAGUUAAGAUUCACAUACAAUGUGUACAAUGCUGUAUAUGCAGUUGCUCAUGCCUUGCACGCCAUGAAUAUCUGCAGACUUGGAGAAGGACCAUUUAGUAAUGGCACUUGUAUUACAGUCAACAACUUUAAACCAUGGCAGCUUCUUCACUACCUAAAAAAUAUUCAUUUUAGGAACAAAAAUGAAGAGGAAGUAUUCUUUGACAUGUAUGGUGACCCACCAGCAUUAUAUAGCAUUAUAAACUGGCAGCCCACAUCAGAUGAUUCUUUUCGAUAUUUAGAGAUUGGCCAUUUCAAACUAAGUGCAGAUAAUGGUGAGGAACUAAUAAUAGAUGUGGAUUCUAUUCUUUGGAAUAAUGGAAAUAAGCAGAUUCCUCAAUCAAGGUGCAGUGACAGUUGUCCUGUGGGGUAUAGGAAGGCUGCUCAAGCAGGCCAGCCAAUCUGCUGUUUCGGCUGUGUUAUGUGCUCCCAAGGAGAAAUUUCCAACCAAAGUGAUUCUGUUGUCUGUCUAAAGUGUCCAGGUAAUGAAUGGUCAAAUGACAAACAAGAAAAGUGCAUUACGAAAAUACCAGAAUACCUUACUUAUGAAGAGCCUCUUGGAAAAACUUUAGCUGCAGUUCCCAUAUUCAUGGCUAUGGCUGCUGCUGCUGUCUUUAUUGUAUUUGUGAAGUCCUGGAACACUCCUGUUGUCAAAGCAAAUAAUCGAGAACUCAGCUAUCUUCUUCUACUAAGUCUUGUUCUAUGCUUCCUCUCUUCUUUGAUCUUUAUUGGGCGACCCACUAACUUGACAUGCAUGUCCCGCCAAGUUGCUUUUGGCAUCAGUUUUACAUUUUCUGUCUCGUGCAUUUUAGCUAAAACAGUUGUAGUGGUCAUUGCCUUCAAUGCCAGUAAGCCAAAUAGCAAUCUAAAGAAAUUUGUGGAUCCCAAGCUGCCAAAAUCUUUAGUUUCUCUCUGUACUUUUGUUCAAAUUGCAUUGUGUGUUAGUUGGUUAAUUUCAAGUCCACCAUUCCAGAAUGAAAACACGACUUCUGUAACAGGGAAGAUUAUUAUAGAAUGUAAUGAAGGUUCACCCACAGCAUUUUGGUGCAUGCUGUCUUAUAUGGGCCUAUUAGCCUCUGUAAGCCUUGUUGUAGCAUUUCUGUCCAGGAACCUCCCAGAUAGCUUUAAUGAGGCUAAAUACAUAACAUUCAGUAUGCUGGUUUUUGUCACUGUAUGGAUGUCAUUCAUCCCAGCCUACCUGAGCACACAGGGGAAGUAUAUGGUGGCUGUGGAAGUAUUUGCUAUUGUGUCCUCAGGUGCUGGUCUGCUGAUUUGCAUAUUUACUCCUAAAUGCUAUAUUAUUCUGUUUAGACCUGACAUGAACACUAGAGCCUUUCUUAUAGGGAAGAUUGCGAUGGAGAGAGCGAGAGAGCGGAGAAACAGGGGUCAGCCAUUGUACAUUUCAAGCAAGUCCCAGAACACGACCAUUCAUCAUUCAUCAUGCGAGAUUUGUAAGGCCUUCAUCCCUAAAACUGUUAGGAGCAGUCUCGCUUCUCUUAGAUUGUUCUUAGAGAAUCAACAUCUAAAGUGCCUUGGGCAGGACAUGGAUCUGACGUCGGAACCUUUGGAAGAGCCGCAAACCAAGAAGGCCAGGAAACCUCAGCUUGAUCCUAUAGCUGCUCCCUCUAUUCCGGCUGCUCCUCCCAAGGCUGAUGAAGGCUCAGAGGCUGCAUCAGAAAUCACAGAACCUCCUUUGACUGGUACCUUGGGGGAAGCUGUUAUGGAGAUUGCUAGCAUGUACCAGAGGGACUCCCAGGCAUCUGACCCAGGUGCCGGGGGUACCAUGGCUUAUCAUUUCUGA
Molecule: messenger RNA, 2793 nt
Organism: Protopterus annectens (West African lungfish)
Lineage: Eukaryota; Metazoa; Chordata; Ceratodontiformes; Protopteridae
Product: extracellular calcium-sensing receptor-like
Exons: 7
Coding region: 1-2793 (930 amino acids)
Biological process (GO): G protein-coupled receptor signaling pathway
Cellular component (GO): membrane
Molecular function (GO): G protein-coupled receptor activity
Source: RefSeq, a predicted model, not a curated record